Messenger RNA from Aspergillus puulaauensis, 1407 nucleotides. It is a transcript of the gene rvb2, whose product is annotated as RuvB family ATP-dependent DNA helicase reptin. The record is from RefSeq and is a predicted model, not a curated record. Gene Ontology annotation, molecular function: DNA helicase activity; ATP binding; ATP hydrolysis activity. Gene Ontology annotation, biological process: box C/D snoRNP assembly; chromatin remodeling; regulation of transcription by RNA polymerase II. Bases 1 to 1407 code for a protein of 468 amino acids. Lineage: Eukaryota; Fungi; Ascomycota; Eurotiomycetes; Eurotiales; Aspergillaceae. Gene Ontology annotation, cellular component: NuA4 histone acetyltransferase complex; Swr1 complex; R2TP complex. The transcript has 3 exons.
AUGGCUGCGCCAAUUUCUACUGUCGCGGAGACCAAUGAGCUCCGGGGUCUAAACCUCAUCGCUGCUCAUUCACAUAUUAGGGGUCUCGGUGUCGAUGCGGAUUCUUUGCAACCGAGAUCAGCCUCUCAGGGCCUUGUUGGCCAAGAGAAGGCUCGAAAGGCGGCCGCAGUCAUUCUUCAGAUGGUGAAGGAAGGUAAAAUCGCUGGACGGGCUGUCUUGAUCGCAGGCCCCCCUAGCACGGGUAAAACCGCUAUUGCUAUGGGAAUGGCUCAAUCUCUUGGGUCCGAUGUCCCAUUUACCAUGCUCGCAGCCUCCGAAAUCUUCUCGAUGGAAAUGUCGAAAACAGAGGCCCUGACACAGGCUUUCCGAAAGUCCAUCGGAGUGCGGAUCAAGGAAGAAAGUGAGAUCAUCGAGGGCGAGGUGGUCGAGAUUCAGAUUGAUCGGAGUGUGACUGGUGGCAACAAACAAGGAAAGCUCACAAUCAAAACCACCGACAUGGAGACAAUUUACGAUAUGGGAACCAAGAUGAUCGAUUCGAUGACAAAGGAACGGGUUAUGGCUGGAGAUAUUAUCUCGAUCGACAAAUCUUCAGGCAAGAUUACCAAGCUCGGGCGGUCGUAUGCUCGGUCCCGCGAUUACGAUGCGAUGGGCGCCGACGUCAAAUUUGUCCAAUGCCCGGAGGGAGAGCUCCAGGUGCGAAAGGAAAUUGUGCACACUGUUAGCUUGCAUGAGAUUGAUGUCAUCAACUCGCGCUCGCAAGGAUUCCUGGCCCUCUUCUCAGGUGAUACCGGAGAGAUCAGGAGUGAGGUUAGGGACCAAAUAAACACUAAGGUCGCGGAGUGGAAGGAAGAGGGCAAAGCAGAGAUAAUCCCAGGUGUCUUGUUUAUCGACGAGGUACACAUGCUUGACAUUGAGUGCUAUUCCUACAUCAACCGGGCUUUGGAGGCGGAGCUUGCUCCCAUUGUCAUCAUGGCAAGCAAUCGCGGAAACUCGCGUAUCCGGGGAACCACAUACAAUUCUCCACACGGAUUGCCGCUUGACUUCCUCGACCGCGUGGUCAUUGUGAGCACACAGCCAUACUCUGCCGAUGAGAUUAGACAGAUCUUGGCAAUUCGAGCCCAAGAGGAAGAGAUCGAUCUGUCGCCGGAUGCUUUGGCUCUUCUAACAAAGAUUGGCCAGGAAUCCAACCUCAGAUAUGCCAGCAACAUCAUCACCACAUCACAUCUUCUCAGCCAGAAACGGAAAGCCAAGGAAGUGAACGUUGACGACGUUCAACGGAGUUACCAGUUGUUCUACGACCCUGCUCGCAGUGUCAAGUUUGUCAAAACCUACGAGCAGCGCUUCAUCGGUGAUCAAGGGAACGUGAAUUUUUCGGCUUCUAAUGGAGACGCCAUGGAAAUUUCAUAG